Messenger RNA from Oxyura jamaicensis (ruddy duck), 2819 nucleotides. RefSeq names its product SEC14 like lipid binding 1 (gene SEC14L1). The coding region runs from base 113 to 2272 and encodes 719 amino acids. The record is from RefSeq and is a predicted model, not a curated record. The transcript is spliced from 17 exons. Gene Ontology annotation, molecular function: RIG-I binding. Lineage: Eukaryota; Metazoa; Chordata; Aves; Anseriformes; Anatidae. Gene Ontology annotation, biological process: negative regulation of RIG-I signaling pathway. Gene Ontology annotation, cellular component: cytoplasm; cytosol.
CCCCCGCCCCUCCCCCGCCGGAACCGGCGGCGGCGCUGCCCCGCGCCGGCAUGAGGAGGGCAGAGCGCGGUGGGCGGCGAGGCGGUUUGAGCUGACCAUAGUAACCGCAGCAAUGGUGCAGAAGUACCAGUCUCCCGUGCGGGUGUAUAAACACCCUUUUGAGUUGAUUAUGGCUGCUUAUGAGAGAAGGUUUCCUACGUGUCCUCUGAUUCCUAUGUUUGUAGCCAGUGACACCGUGAACGAAUACAAGAGUGAGGAUGAAGCCAUCCAUGUGAUUGAACGGCGCUGCAAGCUGGAUAUAGAUGCACCACGACUGUUGAAAAAGAUUGCAGGAGUGGAUUACGUCUACUUUGUCCAGAAGAACUCUCUGAACAGACGAGAAAGGACUUUGCAUAUAGAAGCCUACAAUGAAACCUUCUCUAAUAGAGUCAUUAUUAACGAACACUGCUGUUACACAGUUCAUCCCGACAAUGAAGACUGGACCUGUUUUGAACAGUCAGCGAGUCUGGAUAUAAAAUCUUUUUUUGGUUUUGAAAGCACAGUGGAAAAGAUCGCCAUGAAGCAGUACACCAGCAAUAUUAAAAAGGGAAAGGAAAUAAUUGAGUACUACCUGAAGCAGCUGGAGGAAGAAGGAAUAACCUUUGUUCCUCGUUGGACUCCCCCUGUUGCAUGUAAAUUGGAGAGCAGCACAUCCCACACCAGACGACCAGUUUCACCUGCUAUUAAUAUACCAGACUCUGCCACAAAGGAGGGCUUGAACAAUAAGGAGAUCCUCAACACCUCAAGCAGCCCCUCCGAGCCUACAGCAGGAACACCUGAUGACAAGCUAGAUGCAGACUACAUCAAGCGGUAUCUUGGUGACUUGACCCCAAUGCAGGAAAGCUGCCUCAUUCGGCUGAGACAGUGGCUUCAGGAGACACACAAGGGCAAGAUCCCAAAGGACGAGCACAUUUUAAGAUUCCUGCGUGCCCGGGACUUCAACAUUGAUAAAGCAAGAGAGAUCCUUUGCCAGUCUUUGACAUGGCGCAAGCAGCACCAGGUAGACUAUAUUUUAGACACUUGGAAUCCUCCUCAAGUACUCCAGGAUUAUUAUGCAGGAGGCUGGCAUCACCAUGACAAAGAUGGUCGCCCGCUGUAUGUGCUGAGAUUGGGACAGAUGGAUACGAAAGGCUUAGUGCGAGCACUUGGGGAAGAGGCCUUGCUUCGAUACGUUCUUUCUAUAAAUGAAGAAGGACUGAGGCGAUGUGAAGAGAACACAAAAGUAUUUGGCAGACCAAUAAGCUCUUGGACCUGUCUAGUAGAUCUAGAAGGCUUGAACAUGCGGCAUUUAUGGCGACCUGGUGUCAAAGCAUUGCUGAGAAUCAUUGAGGUGGUUGAAGCUAAUUACCCUGAGACUUUGGGUCGUCUUCUUAUCCUGAGAGCACCUCGAGUAUUUCCAGUUCUUUGGACACUGGUUAGUCCAUUCAUUGAUGACAACACUAGAAAGAAAUUCCUUAUUUAUGCUGGAAAUGACUACCAGGGUCCUGGGGGACUGCUGGAUUACAUUGAUAAAGAAAUUAUCCCUGAUUUCCUUGGUGGAGAGUGCAUGUGUGAAGUACCAGAGGGUGGGCUGGUUCCCAAGUCCCUCUACCGGACAGCAGAAGAGUUGGAAAAUGAAGACAUAAAGCUCUGGACUGAAACAAUCUACCAGUCUGCAAGUGUCUUCAAAGGAGCUCCGCAUGAGGUUCUCGUUCAGAUUGUGGAUGCUUCAUCGGUGAUCACAUGGGAUUUUGAUGUGUGCAAAGGCGACAUUGUUUUUAACAUCUUUCAUUCCAAGAGAGCCCCACAGCCUCCUAAAAAAGACUCUCUGGGAGCUCACAGUAUUACAUCUCCUGGUGGGAACAAUGUCCAGUUGAUAGACAAAGUCUGGCAAUUGGGGCGUGAUUACAGUAUGGUGGAGUCGCCUCUUAUCUGCAAGGAAGGGGAAAGCGUGCAGGGAUCGCAUGUGACCAGGUGGCCUGGCUUCUACAUUCUCCAGUGGAAAUUUCAUAGCAUGCCUGCCUGUGCUACAACCAACCUGCCUCGUGUGGAUGAUGUACUAGCAUCUCUACAGGUCUCCUCUCACAAAUGUAAAGUGAUGUACUAUACCGAAGUAAUAGGAUCUGAAGAUUUCAGGGGAUCUAUGACCAGCCUUGAAUCAAGCCACAGUGGAUUCUCCCAGCUCAGUGCUGCCACCACCUCUUCCAGCCAGUCCCAUUCCAGCUCCAUGAUUUCCAGAUGGCGAUUUUGCUGACAACUGUAAGGAAACUGCUUCACUCAACACUCCAUCUCUCUCCAGAGGUGUCUGGCUUUGUAGACCUUUUUGAGUUGCAGUCACUUUCCAAGUCUGAAGAUCUGUUUUGUUUUUCACUUGAGCUGGCUCAAAAGUGGCACUUCGGGUUUUUCCGGCUGUAAAUCUUAACACUCCUUUUAGAGCUCAAAGCACAUGACAGCACAAAUAGCUGGGGGGGGAUAAAAUUCCAGAAAACCAGUACUUUAUCCUCCUCUAAGCAAAGUGCUCUGGCAAUAUGACUUGAUCAUUACAGUCUGACUAAUUAAUUUCCCAUAUCCUGGUCUUUUCUUGUGUGAUAUUAUUGUUCUUCUCUCAGCCGACGACUUCUGUUGGCUUUUUUCCUGUUAUCAGUGUCCUUCUGCACUUACCUGUCCGUACUCAUGAACUGCAUAUCAAAUUCUGUAAAUGUUUUGUAUACAUAAUACCUCAUUCUUGGUAAUAAAAUACAGAUAGUCUUUAAAAGAUUUUUUUAUUGUUAUCAAUAAUAAAUGUGAAUUGUUUGGAAAAA